GCACGCGUUCCCCCAAUUCAAUCUGUGCGUGUGUGCAUAGCAGUGAACAACAUCCUACCUUAUUAACAUUGGAAUACAAUCUUGAAAUAACGACAAAAUGAUACGUCAAGACCCCAACCGGUUCUCCAAGAAACAAAAGCCAGACUAUAGGAAAACUCCAUUUGCAGAAAAGCCCGCCUACAAAGAUCUCAACUACCCGCACCGUCUGAAUUUCUACACAAUACCUCCUACUGCUGAUAUCACUCUGGAACAAUUUGAGCAAUGGGCUAUUGAUCGCCUGCGAGUCCUCGCGGAACUCGAAGCAUGUUCAUUCAGAAACAGAACGCCUGCCGAGACAGCAGCCCAUAUGAAGCCCCUUCUCGAUAAAUAUUUACCACUUUCUGCUUCUUCAUCUGGCUCUAGCGCACUACAGUCCGAGAGACAGAAGGAUCAUUAUAGUCAUUUUAUCCUGCGGCUCGCUUUUGCUUCUACGGAAGACUUACGAAGACGAUUUUCUCGAGUGGAGUCUAUGUUGUUCCGUUUGCGGUUCCAAGCAGACGAUCUUAGAGAACGGCAAUCAUUUGUAGAGGGCCUCAACCUAGAUUGGGAGACGGUGAGUGAGGACGAGAAAAGAGAUUAUUGGGAACAAUUGAAGGGUGCAGCCGGCAGGGAUAAGUUGAUAAUUGAAGAAGAGAGUUGGUUCAAAGUAGACUGGGAGAGAGUCCCGGAAUUGGUAGAGAGUCGGAGAGUAUUCUUGAAGGGUGGAAAGGCGUACGUUCAUUCCAGGGAACAAUUAUCGAUGGUAGUUGCGGAAUUUACAAGUAGGCUGGAUAAAGCUUUGGAGAUCACAUCUCGUGCACUUCCUCGGCUCGAUGAAGAUGAUCGACUAACACCAAUUCUUACACAUCUUUCUCAAAACUUCACCACACCGGAUGCAAAUUACUCCAACUCAGCAACUACAGUCGAUGGAGCUGACAUUUCCGCUCGUAAUGUCGACGCACUCUCCUCUUCAUUCCCUCUCUGCAUGCAAAACCUCCAUAAAUCCCUCCGCAGAGAUGCCCAUCUCAAACAUUACGGUCGUCUGCAAUACACGCUAUUCCUCAAAGGUAUCGGCUUGAACCUGGAAGAAUGUCUUGUAUUUUGGCGUUCCUCCUUCAGUAAAAUUACAGAUGACGUCUUCAAUAAAGAAUACAGAUACAAUGUUCGUCACGCUUAUGGUGACGUGGGAGGAGAUUCGAAUCGCAGAGGCAAUGGAUAUUCUCCAUUUAGUUGUCAAAAGAUAUUGACAGAGCAUCCUCCAGGGCCAGGAGAAUCACACGGUUGUCCUUAUAGACAUUUCAGUGUGGAUAACCUAACUUCGUUAUUGCGUGCCGUAGGCGUGAACGACCAUGAGGUUUUAAGGGGGGUGAAAGAAGAUAAAGAGAAGCAGAAGUUUCAUCUUGCUUGUAACAGAGUCUUCGAGUACGCACAUAAACAGGAGAUUAAGAAAGUCAAAGAUGAUGGCACAUGGGGUGCAGCACAAUUAGAAACCAUUGUACACCCCAAUGAGUACUUCAAACGAAGUUAUCUACUGAAAAAUAUGGGCAAAGCCCCUACUGCAGGGGAGGAUGUCAAAAUGGAUGAUUAAGUAAUGUAUGAAUUAUAUAUGACAUAGGUUAGUACUGGCGUUACUGGUUAGGAGCAGAGAGUGUAUUUUACGUUCUGUAUGACAAGAUACCAUAAUCAAGACUGAAUGUCUUCUUUUUUAGUGAGGCAAGCACAUGCAUGCAUCAAGAGUAUAAUAUACCUCCACUCUGAUCACACUUCGCUCUUCUGAGCCUUCUCAUUCACUUGACACUCGUCUAUUCCUUUUGGACGCACAGUGGCCGCACAAAUUUCUAGACGAUAACUUCAUCUCUGCUACUAUUUUCUGAUACUUUCUUCAACCUUCUUAGUCAACCAGACACUGACUUGCUCCGAUAGCUUUAAGGAAUGACCAAGGAAUCAAUCUUUCACCUUGCUGAUUUCUAGACAGUGCGUAUUCUGAAUAUUUAGUGAACAUUACAUUUGGUCAAGGAUUCAAGCCUCAAAGUCGGUCAUCUCUUGCCAUUCACUCUAUAUUUGACCAACAAACAUUCAGCCAUUAUCCAUCUAUCCAAAUCUCGAAAUCAAAGGGCCUCGCCUUUCCAAUUACCUGAAUAAUUACAAGAAAAAAUGGCUGCCAGUUUACACACGGGGUCUGCUAUCAACCCAGAGGAAUUCACACCCUCAAAGGUUCCAAUGCUAGCCUUUGGUUUUGGCUUAGGUGCAAUCAUGGGAUUUGUCGCUUGGUACAUCAUGUAUUUCUACAUGCUUAAUCUUGUAUUCCCUCGAAUUGAUGGAGUACAGGCUCAGAGGAUUCUCCAGAGAGAUCGUAGGAACUCCGGAGUCAAUGAUUAGGGACGAGAUCUGUUGACGUGGGUGGUUUGGGGCACUGGAGAGUGUGAGAGUACCAUCGCGCAAUGAGGUAUAUCUUUCAACGGCGAGGGUGGAGUAACAUCGGACUUCAGACUUGAGGGGAAGCUGCGGGCUGAGCUGGGUCAGGUUGACUCUUCUUGGAAAUUAUAUGCACCAUAGUAUACUCAGCUUCCAACAAUUCUGAGUUCCAGCACCAAAGUACAACGACAAUCAAUACAUCAACGCAAUAGAUAAUACUCGCCGUGAAAAAUACCUCUACGCUUUAUGGGAUUUUUCCGGUAGCUGCUGAGAGAAGAAUAGUGUUGCUUGGAGCCAGAAGCUGACGAGGUUCCUUCCCCAAUAAAUUAUGGAAAACAUUUUGUAUCUACUACCUGUAACGAAUGCGGAUUUCACACAUUCCUAUUUCGGCGGCUAAUCUCGUGAGGCGUAGUGUGCUAGAUUAACUAAAUCCAUUUAUUAAUUGCAAACGUCCAUUGAUCGUUCCACUUAUGCUGCCA
This is a messenger RNA of Botrytis cinerea B05.10, 2912 nucleotides long. RefSeq names its product Bcpri2 (gene Bcpri2). The transcript has 6 exons. The record is from RefSeq and is a predicted model, not a curated record. Lineage: Eukaryota; Fungi; Ascomycota; Leotiomycetes; Helotiales; Sclerotiniaceae. The coding region runs from base 98 to 1606 and encodes 502 amino acids. Gene Ontology annotation, cellular component: alpha DNA polymerase:primase complex. Gene Ontology annotation, biological process: DNA replication, synthesis of primer.